AUGGAGGAUGCCUCUUUACCUGAUUAUCCGCCUGUCCAGGAAGAGGACCUUACUCAUGCUUUUCCAGGUGGAUUGACUGAUCCAUCAAUACUGCGGAGUUUCAAUAGUCAUGCUGCUGCAGCGUUUGGCACGGGGAGGAACGAGUCUGGGCUAUCACAGUUAGCUCGUUGCACUUAUCGGUUCGUCAACAAGCUUCUAAUCUCCAGUUUUGUUGAGAGAUGGCAACCUGAGAUGAACAUAUUUCACAUGACAGUUGGUGAGAUGACCUUGACCCUGGAUGGUGUUGGCACUAUUCUUGGCCUUCCCAUUGUAGGCAAAUCAGUCAGCGUACCAGAUGUGACAGAUCAUCAUGGAGUUACACUACUGGUUUAUGGCUUGGGGAUUACUGAACGUGCAGCACAUGAAGAGGUUUCUUCUAUUGGUGGCAAUUCAGUCAGGCUUGAGUGGUUGCGCAGUCAGUUUGCUGGUGUCACAGAUUCAGACCCCGAUGAGGCUAUACAGUGCGCUGCUAGAGCUUAUUUGUUGUUUCUGUUGGGAUGUACACUCUUCAGUGACAAGAGUGGCGGCAGGGUUCCUGUUGUUUACCUUGGCUUAUUGAUGGAUUUGGGAUCCAUUCAUACUUACGUCUGGGGUGCUGCUGCAUUAGCAUUUUUAUACAGACAGUUGGGGUAUGCUAGCCGGUCCGGGGUUAAACAGAUGGGUGGUUAUAUGAAUCUUUUGGAGGCGUGGAUUUAUGAGCACUUCCGAGCAUUCCGACCUCACUAG
Molecule: messenger RNA, 765 nt
Organism: Camellia sinensis
Lineage: Eukaryota; Viridiplantae; Streptophyta; Magnoliopsida; Ericales; Theaceae
Source: RefSeq, a predicted model, not a curated record